Molecule: messenger RNA, 1077 nt
Organism: Glarea lozoyensis ATCC 20868
Lineage: Eukaryota; Fungi; Ascomycota; Leotiomycetes; Helotiales; Helotiaceae
Exons: 3
Coding region: 1-1077 (358 amino acids)
Source: RefSeq, a predicted model, not a curated record
AUGUGGCUUCUACACACUGGCCAGAUCGAGCUUCGUUUCUUCACCGACCAGGAGGCAGCUCAGGCAGCGGGAGGGUGCGCGAUUGGAUGUUACGCCUAUCUGAGCGAUGUCUCGAUCGCACUCUCGGACCAUCCAGAGCUAGUGGACCGAAAGGUAUCUCAAAGUAAAUGGUUCACUGGAGGUUGGACUUUACAAGAGCUUCUCGCGCCAUUGUCUGUCGUUUUCCUUGACAGUCAGUGGGAAACCAUUGGCACAAAAGAAAAUUUGAGCAGAUUGAUCAGCAAUGUUACCAAGAUCCCAACCUCGAUUCUGCUGAAUUGUGCUGUAGAACAGGUUUCAGUGGCACAGAUCAUGUAUUGGGCAUCCAAGAGAAAGACCACUAGAGUGGAAGACAGAGCUUAUAGCUUAAUUGGUCUGUUCAAUGUCAAUAUGCCUAUGAUUUAUGGAGAAGGCGAAAAAGCCUUCACUCGGUUACAGCAUGAGAUUAUCAAGAUCUUUGAUGACCAAAGUCUGUUUACAUGGACAGGUUGGCGGGGAGAUCGUGGAGCUGUGGCGAGAUAUCCCGACGAGUUUGAAGCAUACGGAACCGUCAAACAACAUCCCUCUUCGCCGGGGCAAUUCAAGCCCCGAUUUUCCACAACAAACCGCGGUCUUAGAAUGGAACUUCAUUUGAAUUCAACGUCGUCACCAGAGCCAGCAGUUGCAUAUCUUGACUGCUACUCUGACGACGGGAGAUAUCUCGGAAUUUUCUUGAGUCGUGUUUCAGGAAACUAUUUUGUGAGGUCCGGAACUUCACUCUGGCAGGGAGAGCGCGUCCAAGGAUUCGAUAAAUGGUUAAAGUUGCAUAGCGUACCAGCGGAAAUGUCACUACACAAGGCCAUCCUGUUGUGCCACGAUAAUCGUGAUGAGAUUCUAACCAGGGACGCCGACCAGAAUAGCUGUGUACGGAGUUCUUUUGGAACAUCAACUGUGGGCGUUUCGAAACCUGGUUCCGCACAACAUACCGUCAAGGCUAUCGCUAGACAUGUUGUCGUCGGGGACGUGAAGCAAUGCGAUAUAAGGAUCACUGUUGACUAA